Punica granatum (pomegranate) is the source of this 1507-nucleotide messenger RNA. NCBI's taxonomy places the organism in Eukaryota, Viridiplantae, Streptophyta, Magnoliopsida, Myrtales, Lythraceae. The record is from RefSeq and is a predicted model, not a curated record.
CCCAGCUACAUUGGCAAAGACUCUUAACAGAGCAGAAGCAAGCAGAGCUCAACCUCUACCCCUCUCUCUCCCUCUGCUUUUAGCUGUUCAUCAAUCUUCGAGCCGAAUCAUUUGCCUGAAGAGGGAGAUUUUGACAAAGAUGGGAUUUGGCAGCGGCUGGAGCGUGGCGGCGAAGCCUUGCGACUCGUGCAAGUCCGCUGCGGCGGCCGUUUUCUGCCGGGUCGAUGCGGCGGCCCUCUGUUUCGGCUGCGACACCCGGCUCCACGCCAGGUCGGCACCCUCCACGCACCACCACGAGCGCGUCUGGAUGUGCGAGGUCUGCGAGCAGGCCCCCGCCGCCGUCACCUGCAAGGCCGAUGCCGCCGCCCUCUGCGUCUCUUGCGACACCGACAUCCACUCCGCUAACCCCCUCGCCCAGCGCCACGAGCGCGUCCCCGUCCAGCCCUUCUUCGACUCUGCUGAAUCCUUCAUGAAGUCCUCCGCCUUGAGCUUCCUCAUCCUCCCCGGGGAUGAGGCCGCUGCAGCGACAGCAGCCGCCGGAGGAGCGGAAACUGGCGGUGCCGGCGCUCAUGAUCACGACGGCGAGGCAGAGAUGGACAAGUGGUUGCUUCCUAAUCUGAACUCAUGCUCGAAGGUCAUGCCGGGGGCUGACAUGGGGGGUUUCUUCAGCGAGAUGGAUCCAUUUAUCGAUUUCGGGUUCGGGGAUCCGGUGGACCGGUUUCAGGGGAUUGGCUCGGAUGGGUUAGUCCCGGUUCAGGCUAAGCCGAUCCCGAUUCCGGCAGGGAAGCAGUCAUCGGAGAGCCGGCUCGACAUCGACUUCAGCAGACCGAACAAUCGGAUCGCUUCUUCCUUCAGUUACCUCACGAACUCGCUCAGCCACAGCGUCUCAUCAUCAUCUCUAGAAGUUGGAGUGGUUCCAGAUGGGAACUCCAACAUGUCGGACAUCUCAUACCCUCUGGUCCAGACCUCGGGUGACUCUAGCCUUGCCAACUCAGCAUCACCGACCCAGUCGAGCCCGGCCACUCAGCUGACCGGGAUGGACCGGGAGGCCCGGGUCCUCAGGUUCCGAGAGAAGAGAAAGAACCGAAAGUUCGAGAAAACCAUCCGAUACGCCUCCCGCAAGGCUUACGCCGAAACCCGGCCAAGAAUCAAGGGCCGGUUCGCCAAGCGGACCGAGGUGGAGCCCGAUGAUAGCCUCUACGGAGCCGCCCAUCAGUACGGGGUCGUCCCGACUUUUUGAUUAAAUCUUGCUAAGUCUAUUAAUUUUGUUUUCUGUUUUGGAGGUCAAUGUGGCUAUAGUUUUUGUUAUUGCCAUGUUUAAUUGUUGGGUAAUAAUUGCAACUUUGUGGCUUCUCAUUUUGUGAUUUUUGUGCAUAUAAUGUUGAUAAGAGUCCAAUACGUGAUGAUGUUUUUUGAUGGGCUACACGUGAGACUCGACCUGUUUUAUCUUCAAAAGAUUUCUUUCAGCUCAUAAUAGAGAAAUCAAAAGCCCAUUUCUUUGGUCUUA